Messenger RNA from Vairimorpha ceranae, 141 nucleotides. RefSeq lists its product as hypothetical. Lineage: Eukaryota; Fungi; Microsporidia; Nosematidae. The transcript has a single exon. The coding region runs from base 1 to 141 and encodes 46 amino acids. The record is from RefSeq and is a predicted model, not a curated record.
AUGCAGUAUUAUUACAGCAGAAUAAUUGUUAGUAUAGUGGGCCUAAAGAAAUGUAUAUCACAAAAGCCAGAUAGAAUACUAAAGAAAGAAAUGUGUAUGGUAUUCUGGAGGAUCAAAAAAUUGAAUAUGAGCUUGGAGUAA